Gadus morhua (Atlantic cod) is the source of this 2820-nucleotide messenger RNA. RefSeq names its product leucine-rich glioma-inactivated protein 1. NCBI's taxonomy places the organism in Eukaryota, Metazoa, Chordata, Actinopteri, Gadiformes, Gadidae. The record is from RefSeq and is a predicted model, not a curated record. The coding region runs from base 222 to 1856 and encodes 544 amino acids. The transcript has 10 exons. Gene Ontology annotation, biological process: myelination. Gene Ontology annotation, molecular function: protein binding.
GACGUCUGGGCCUGACACGGUACUACCGUACUUCCCUAGAUGGGGAAGAGAGAAGGAGCUAGUUACCACCAAUAGGAACAGGGCUCCCACUACAGUGACAUUGUUGACAAGAAGACCAAGUGCGCCACAAAAUGCUUGCUCACAGCUGAAGGAGCUCAUUGUUGUGGUGAUGGCCCUCAACAAGCCAGGAGCAAAGCAAAGGAGGAUUCACCGUCGCAAGGAUGAAACGCGAGAGCCAGGAGACCCCCAAGACCCAUCUGGUGUGGCUGGUGGUCGCGGGGCUUUUACUCGCGGCGGAGGGCAAGCGCGCCCGCCAGCCCCGCUGCCCCUCGACGUGUACGUGCACCAAAGACAACGCGCUGUGCGAGAGCGCGGGUUUGAUCCCUCGCAGCUUUCCCCCAGAUGUCAUUUCAUUAUCGUUCGUGAAGUCCACGUUCACGGAGAUCCCCAAAGAGAGCUUCAUCCACACGCCUGCUCUGCAUCUGCUUCUUUUCACAGCCAAUACUUUUGACUCCAUCAAUGAAGAUGCUUUUCUGGGCCUUCCUCAUCUGGAGUAUCUAUUCAUUGAAACCAACCACAUCAAGUCUAUAUCACCUAAUGCUUUCCGCGGGCUGAAAACAUUAGUGCAUCUGAGUCUUGCCUACAACAACCUGGAGACUCUGCCCAAAGACAUGUUUCAGGGUCUCGAGGCUCUAACCAAAGUAGACCUGCGAGGGAACCAGUUCAUCUGUGACUGUAAGCUCAAGUGGCUGGUGGAGUGGAUGGUCCACACCAACGCCACCGUGGACCAGAUCUACUGCAAGGGCCCCGAGUCCCUCCUGGACAAGAAGAUCAACGACCUGUCCCCCCAGUCCUUCGACUGCAUCACCACAGAAUUUGCCACCUACCAGUCUCUCAAGUUUGAGUCCCUGUCGGUGGAGUCCUUCUCCUUCGGGAGCGAUGAGUAUGUGGUGUUCGCCCAACCGUUCAUUGGGAAAUGCAGCUUUCUGGAGUGGGAUCACGUGGAGAUGGUCUUCCGGAACUUCGAUGAAAUCGACAGCACGUCCACCGUAGUGUGCAAGCCCCUGAUCAUCGGCGACCAGAUGUUCAUCAUCGUGGCGCAGCUGUUCGGCGGCUCGCACAUCUACAUGCGCGACGUGUCGGCCAACAAGUUCAUCAAGAUCCAGGACAUCGACAUCCUGAAGAUCCGCAAGCCCAACGACGUGGAGACCUUCCGCGUGGACGGCGAGUCCUUCUUCGUCAUCGCCGACAGCUCCAAGGCGGGCUCCACCACCGUGUACAAGUGGAACGGCAACGGCUUCUACUCGCAACACUCCCUGCACGAGUGGUACCGCGACACGGACGUCGAGUACUUGGAGAUCUCCUCCAAGCCCCACCUCAUCCUGUCCAGCAGCUCGCAGCGGCCCGUCAUCUACCAGUGGAACAAGGGCAGCAAGGAGUUCGAGCGGCGCAGCGACAUCCCCGAGAUGGAGGACGUGUACGCCGUCAAGCACUUCCAGGUGAAGACGGAGCUCUACCUGUGCCUGACGCGCUUCAUCGGGGACUCCAAGGUGAUGCGGUGGGACGGCGCCCUGUUCCGCGAGCUGCAGACGAUGCCCUCCCGGGGGUCCAUGGUGUUCCAGCCCUUCACGGUGGGCAGCUGGCAGUACGCCAUCCUGGGCAGCGACUACUCCUUCACCCGGGUGUACCGCUGGGACGCCAAGAAAGGCCAGUUCGUCCACUUCCAGGAGCUGCACAUCCAGGCGCCGCGGGCCUUCUCGCCUAUCUCCAUAGACAACCGGCAGUUCCUGCUGGCGUCCAGCUUCAAGGGCAAGACGCAGAUCUACGAGCACCUGGUCAUAGACCUGAGCACCUGAUGAGGAUCUGCCAUCCCCCCCCCCCCCCCAAGUUGGUGGAGCGAGCGGUUGUUGUACUGUUGGAAGCUGGAUGUUUGUAGAUUGUGUUAAUAGAGGUGUCAGUGGUGGGAGAAAGGUAUUAUCGGUUGAAUCCUAACUUGAGAACGACAAGUAUUACUCUCCUCGAUGCCUGCUGUAUAUUCUACUUUUCAUGUUAAUAUCAACGCACAGCUAUAGUGAUACGUGAAUGCUUGUUUCUCAAGUUAGGAUUUGAUAGUUUUUUUUCCAAGUGUAUACACAUGACCACGGACACACAUAAGCCAUCUUUAUCAACACAACGCUCGAAAUGUCCAGUUUUGUUUAUCCAUUGUAUCUGGCUUUGUUCAGAUUUUUUUGUUGUUGUACAUCAGAUUUUGUGUUUAACCAUUCACGUGACUUAACACUCUUUAUACAAUUGAAUAUUUCUCAAGGGAAGAUUAAAAUAGUACUUUUUAAUAAACCGCCACGUUAGAUAAAACCAAGAAAACUAUCUGCCAAAAUGAAUUGUUUACAUUUUUAUGUCUUUCUUUGUGUGCGAUACAUGGUUUAUAAAUGAAACUUUUGUAAGCGUUCAGAGGGACCAAGGCAGUUUGAUAAAUGCUUGUUAGGGAAAAAGGGAAAUUCUUUUAAUAUUAUGUUUAUAGUUUGGAAAAUGACAGCAAUCUUCUGUAAGGACUUAGUAAAAUAUCCUUGCAUAUUAUUGUAAAAUGUUUGUACGACAUUUAAAGUAUUGAAAACGUUCAUAUCAACACUGUGUUUUUCAUAACAUAUACUUAAAGGAACUUUUUGAAUGUGUUUUAAAAUAUUUUCACAUGACUUUGAAAGCCGAAUGAGGAACGGGACAAAAUGAUAAUAUUACAUGUAUGAAGUUGUGCCAUCUUUAAAAUCACUAGUAAUUGACUAACACCAUACUAAUGGAGUGAAUAAAACCUCUAUCAUCACACUU